UCAGCCCUCUCCUCGUCACCGGCAAAGUCAUCCCUUUUACGAGCGCUGAUAAUUUCGCCCUAAGUUUAAAAUGGCUUUGGGCUCAGAAAAGGUGGAAGCGGAGCAUAAGCUGUUUUGAAAUCCUUGCUGGAGCGAGAAGCCGGGCGCUCGCUCUCCUCCAAUGAAAGCGGUACCACAGCGUGUAGGCAGGUUGCCAGGCGCGCUCGGCAGCGUGACCGCACUGCAUUGAGUUUCUUUAAUGAAAGCCAGGAAAGAACACAUUACACAGUGUUUCUUCGGCGAGCUAGCUAGCCUCCAGUGAUUGAAAUCAAUAAAAACAGUCGGCAAGGGGCCCAGUGGGGGAAGAGAGAAAUCUCCUCUACAGCAUUCAGUUUGCCUUCCACUUUCUCCCUCCCCCUGAAAGUUAAACUCCGAAGAUCACCAUGACGAGCUACUUUGCUUUCAGCACUCGGCAGAUCUUGACGGGGAUUUAAAGGAAGCAAGCGUUUUAAGUCUCCUUGCUCCCUUCACUCUCUUGACAGUGGAGGGGGAUGAAUCUGACAGCAGAAGAAUGUUGAAAGGUGAGAGAGGGAAGAGCAGGCGGGACGGUGCUGAGCGAAAGCCCGCUUUCAGGAUGGACUGUCCCCCCCGGCUGGGGAGAUUCCUGCAGCUGCUGGAGCGACUGCAAGCCAAAGACUAAGACCAGUACUACCCACAUCUUAAAGCAGCUGAAAUAUUAGGAAGCGUGUGACCAAAGCCAAGACCUAGUGGGUCAAUCUCGGACUGACAUCCUUCUGGGCUGCACCUCUAAAAAGCUGGUAACCAGCAGAGAAGAUAAAAAAGCUAAAAUCACUAUGUGGAGCUGUGAAACAUUAAAUACUACGGAGAACAGUGAGGACCAGCAUCUCUGCCAUGACUUCCAUCUUGCGCUUUCCAUCUUUUCCCUUUUCUACCUCAUUAUAUGUUUUCCAAUUGGCCUUUGUUACAAUGGCUUGCUGGUCCUGGUUAACCUCUAUAACAAAGCAACUAUGACUAUGCCAGAUGUUUACUUUGUCAAUAUUGCCAUUGCUGGUCUCAUCAUCAACGCUCUGGCACCAAUGUACCUUCUAGGUCUUGCCAAUACAAAAUGGGCCAUCUGGAAUUCUAACAAUGAAGUUUAUAUUACCUUACUUAUUUUAUUCAACGUUUCGUCUUUAGUUACCAUGUACUCUACUACAUUGCUCAGUCUGGACUACUACAUUGAACGUGCUCUACCUAGAACUUAUAUGUCAAGUGUGUACAACACGAAACAUGUUUGUGGAUUCAUAUGGGGCGGAGCUAUGCUUACGAGUUUCUCAUCUCUUCUAUUCUACGUCUGCAAUCAUGUAUCCACUAAAAUAAUUGAAUGUUCCAAGAUGCAGAACAAAGAGGCAGCAGAUGCCAUUAUGGUCUUUAUCGGGUAUGUUGUACCAGCUAUUGCUGUACUGUAUGCACUUGUAUUAAUUUUGCGAAUACGCAAAGAGGCUACACCACUGGAUCAAGACACUGGACGAUUAGAUCCAUCGGUGCAUAGGCUUUUGAUUGCCACAGUCUGUACACAGUUCACGUUAUGGACACCCUAUUAUGUAACUCUUUUGGUAAGCACAUUUACUAAUGCAAAAGGAAGACUAGCGGAUGAGAAUUACGGUCGAAUAUUACAUUUUACCAAGAUUUUAUCAAAAUUUUUGGCUUUUUCAAGCAGCUUUGUAAUGCCUCUGCUCUACAGAUACAUUAACAAAAACUUUCCCAACAAAUUACGACGCCUGCUUAAAAAAAUACAUUGUGGGAAUCAAGGGUGUUCUCAUGAACGCACAGUAGUACAGCAAGUUAUGACGUAGGUAUGAAAAUAUCUCUGGUGCUCCGUUGCUAUAGUCCUUUGUAUACCAGUUCUCAGGCUGUGAUACUGCUGUGUUGGCACUCAGAAUCAUUUAUGUGAGGGUCCGAACCAGGGGGUUAGAAGGAGCCUUCAGUUACAGAUAAAUGAGACACAGUCUUAAUUUUCAAAUAGUUAAGUGUUUGCAGAAAUUUUGUAAGGCUCUGGCCUAUGUGCUGUAAUACCUGUGACACCUAAUAUAUUCAGUGCACUGAACUGGUUACAAAGCAUAAGCUCUGUCUUCAUAGUCCUAAUAUUUCUUCCUGGAGAAAUAACUAAGCAGUUAAUUGAAGUCUUGACUGAAGACACAGCACUUUGUAUCUUGUACAGAAAAAGGAAUUUUCUUACUUUCUGUACAAAGAAAUAACUAACAGUGCUAUCCUUGAUGAAGUAAAUAGCAUUUUUCAAUGAAGAUGAUCUAGGUGAUCUUUAGUAAAGAUUGUAUUACUCAAUUAUGUAAGUCCAAAAUGUAAUAUGUUAAUUAUAAAUUACAUUAUUUAAUUUCCUUCUCCAUCACUGAAUCCCCUCUAAAAACACCUAAUUUACCAUUUUCAGAAAUUAUAUUCUCACACAAACUAACCUAAGAUUUAGCACCUAUUUUAAAUCAAUUUUUUCUAGAUCUAACAAUUAACUUUUUUUUCAUUAUUUUUCCAGUGCUUUGUUUGCAUCCUAAAACAUUUCAACAGUUCAGAAAUAUUUAUUAACAAAUUGUAGGGGAACUGAGAGAUGUUUUAUCUGCACAUUAAAAUGAAGGACACAGAGGUUUACAAAGUUAAAUUAAAAUUUAACUAGUAAAGAAUGUCUGGCUGAGUGUUAUGGUCCACAUAUGUUCAUGUACCAAGAGUAAUUAUCUUAAAAAUAAAUAUGUUUAUGAUUAA
This is a messenger RNA of Rhea pennata, 2748 nucleotides long. It is a transcript of the gene GPR146, whose product is annotated as G protein-coupled receptor 146. Gene Ontology annotation, cellular component: membrane. Gene Ontology annotation, molecular function: G protein-coupled receptor activity. The transcript is spliced from 4 exons. The record is from RefSeq and is a predicted model, not a curated record. Gene Ontology annotation, biological process: G protein-coupled receptor signaling pathway. Lineage: Eukaryota; Metazoa; Chordata; Aves; Rheiformes; Rheidae. The coding region runs from base 834 to 1835 and encodes 333 amino acids.